GUCAGUUAGUGAAACAACGGCUUAGUAACGCGGCGUCGUUCAAACCGAGAGCCGGAGCGAGGCUGGAGCUGAGCUGGAGCUUUGUUUUCAGCGGGGAAAAAAGCGAGGAUUUUACUGUUUAACUCUUCACAUGGGGAGCUGAGGGGGACCAAGAUGGUUUUCGUGCUUUACGGGAUGUCCCUGUUCCCAGUUCUGUUACUUUUGUUCGGGAGAACGGCCGCUUCGGUCCAGGAGAACGACUUUACGGUGGCUGCUGUGGAAAACCGUCCGGAACCGCCGCUUAGUGGCGGAACCACCACCAUCCCCAACUACUUACCCGAGGACGAGCCCAAGUUACCACUUUUCACCCCGGCUCCUUUCUUCACAACAAAGGAGAGCAGGACUGCUGGAAAAGCCCCCCGGCUGCUGCCCUCAGCUUCAGACCCGACCCCAGCCGCUGCUUUAACCCAAACAACCGCCAGAACAACGGCUAACCACCUGAACAGCAGAUUAACUGACCAGACCACCGCCUCCAGAGAGCUUCUAACCUCAGCUAAAACAGCAACUUUUACACCUUAUCCACCUAAAAACUCAACUACAGCUGCUGUACAGGAUACUACUACCACAUUUACCACCACUACCACCCCCAACAUACCUACCACCAAGUCAUGGAGUAUGGAGAGCACCUCCACAGCCACCUCCACCACUGAGAAAGGACCCCAGUGUAACUGCAGUGUAGAGGGUACGCUGGACCCGCUCAGCUGUGACCCGGGCACCGGUCAGUGUGUGUGUGUGCAGGGCUACUCAGGGCUCCAGUGUGACGGCUGUGAGGACGAGUACUUCAACAACGGCACCAGCGGCUGCCAGCCGUGUGGAUGUGACACAUAUGGAGCCCUGGGGAAGAGGUGUGAUGGCUCUGGUGUGUGUACGUGUAAAAUGGGAGUGUACGGAGACAAGUGUGACGACUGCCGGCCGGGCUUCUUCAAAUUCAGCAGCACAGGAUGCCAACCGUGCCAGUGUAACAAUCACACCAGCCUCUGCGACACACAAUCAGGCAUAUGUUUGAACUGCCAAGGCAAUACCAAGGGUCCCAGCUGUGAGGAAUGCAAGUAUAACUUCUACAGACCACCCGGCACUGCCGCCACUGAAGCCUGCCUGCCCUGCCCCUGCUCCAGUGUCACCUCCACAGGCAGCUGUACCCUUGACCAAACAGGCCAGCCGGUCUGUGACCAGUGCAACCGGGAGUACCAGGGCCCCAACUGUGAGCAGUGCCGCGAUGGAUUCUACAACGCCGACAGCAUCUGCGUCCCCUGCAACUGCAGCGGAAAUGAAGAUCCUCACAGCAGACCUCGUGUCUGCCACCCGGACACGGGCCACUGUCUGAACUGCCAGCACAACACUGCAGGAACUCACUGUGAACGCUGUGCUCAGGGCUUCACCGGAGACGCCCUGUCCAAAAACUGCACAGCCAUAGUUUUUACCACUCGUCCACCACCUACUACCAUGACCCCUAGCCCCAACGGCACGGAGCAGCUCCCCACACUCUCCAGCGCACUCAUCACCAGCCUGGCUAGCCCCACCACCAACGGUACCUCCGCCACCGCUGCCGACGUCUCCUGGGCGCAGUUCAACGUCAUCGUGCUGGCCGUCAUCAUCGUGGUGCUGGUGGUGCUCAUGGGUGUGGCGGGGGGCGUCUACACCUACCGCGAGUACCAGAACCGCAAGCUCAACGCCCCCUUCUGGACCAUCGAGCUGAAGGAGGACAACAUCAGCUUCAGCAGCUACCACGACAGCAUCCCCAACGCCGACGUCUCGGGCCUGCUGGAGGACGAGAUGAGCGAGGUGGCCUCCAACGGACAGCUGACGCUCAGCAGCCCAGGGAACCUGUUCAAGGCGUGACGGGUGACGGGCUGCACCGUGGUGGAAGCAGGGCCGGUGACGGCCCCACGGCGGGCCAACACGGGCCAGAGGCGGGCCCCCUGCCCUUGAGACAGCUUAGUUUGUUUAAAUUUCAAAUCGUGGAUUCAAAAGAGGGAUGCGAGAAGAUACGCACUGACGCUUUUGCUCUUCUAGGGGGAGUACAAACUCACACAGAGAUGAGACAUGCCUAAAGAUAACGUAAGAGAUGCGAUGUUGUUGUGUGAAGGAGGUGAUUAGAUUGGGUAUUUGGGUAUUAUUUGGGUGGUGGGUCAUUCUCAGCAGCCGUGCUGCUGGAGUUUUUAAACACCUUAGUUUGAAAAAACAAACACGACUGGACUGAGAAGAAAGAGUUCACCAACCUUAAAUAUCCAGCCAUGGACAUGCCUAAAGAAAAGUGCUGAGAGGAUGAUGCCAUGUGUGAAGGAGUUGAUUAGAUUGGGUAUUAUUUGGGGGGUGGUUCAUUCUCAGCAGCAGUGCUGCUGGAGUUUUUAAACACCUCAGUUUAAAAACAUGACGCGACUGGACUGAGAAGAAACAGUUCACCAACCUUAAAUAUCCAGCCAUGGACAUGCCUAAAGAGAAGUGCUGGGUGUAUGAUGCCAUGUAAGAAGGAGGUGAUUAGAUUGGGUAAUUGGGUAUUAUUUGAGUGGUGGGUCAUUCUCAGCAGCAGUGCUGCUAGAGUUUUUAAACACCUUGGUUUAAAAACAUGACUAGACUGAGAAGAAGGAGUUUACCAACCAUAAAUAUCCAGCUGUGGAUGUGCUGGAUACUAAAAAAAGAAAAGUGAAAAGUGCUGGGAAGAUGAUGCCAUGCGUCAAGGAAAUAAUGCAUAAAGCAGAUGAUUUGAAGAGUAGAGGAGAAUGAGAUAAGCACCUUCUUGGAAAGCCUCUAAGAUCCCUGUAAGUUUAGUGCCACACGUGUGUUUAGACUGGAGUUGGGAUAUCUAGAUAGCUAACAGGUACGAAUGCCACAUUUUCACAGCGUAUGUCGUCCUUUUUGAUGACGGUGACAGUUUGGACUGAUGAUGAUGAAAGCACAGUCGAUACUGCCUUUGCCUUAUGUAACAAAGUGCAAAAAGACAAGCAGUGUUUAUAUCUGAAGUUAAGGUUUAUCUGCAUCACCAAUUUUUUUAAAAUUAAUAAUAACUAUCUCAGUAAAAUCUCAGUAAUGCCACAAACUAUUGGCACAAGGCAUACUCUUACUCACACACACUCUUAUACACAGACUAGACACAAUUGCCUAGACAGACAGUGCACCGUUCACAGUACACAGUACAGUACAUACAGGGGUUGGACAAUGAAACUGAAACACCUGGUUUUAGACCACAAUAAUUUAUUUUGGCGAUGGACAGUUCUGGUGGAAACAGGAGAGUUGAGGUGCACAUUGAAUUCUGCCGUGAAUGUUUUAUUGGAUACAAUCCAGGUUAGCACCCGAACAUCCCUUUCAGACAGCUUCCUCUUACAGCGUCCACAGUUAAUCCUGUUGGAUGUGGUUCGUCCUUCUUGGCGGUAUGCUGACAUUACCCUGGAUACCGUGGCUCUUGAUACAUCACAAAGACUUGCUGUCUUGGUCACAGAUGCUCCAGCAAGACGUGCACCAACAAUUUGUCCUCUUUUGAACUCUGGUAUGUCACCUAUAAUGUUGUGUGCAUUGCAAUAUUUUGAGCAGAACUGUGCUCUUACCCUGCUAAUUGAACCUUCACACUCGUACUGCUCUUACUGGUGCAAUGUGCAAUUAAUGAAGAUUGGCCACCAGGCUGCUCCAAUUUAGCCAUGAUGAAACCUCCCACACUAAAAUGACAGGUGUUUCACUUUCAUUGUCCAACCCCUGUAUAUGUGUAUUGUGCAUUUGUAGUAUCAAUGACUUCUUUUUUUUAACUUAUGUAAACAGCUCAACACAAAAGAUGGAAGCAUGUGAUUGCACCCUUUGUACCAGUAGAGGGCAGUAUUUGAUUGAACAUUUUAUCAGUGCCCGAAACCUCAACGCCCUGCCUGCCUGCCUGCCAGCCAAGCCUGUCUGUCUGUCUGUCUUUCUUUCUGAAAGAUCUCUUGGAAAAAUGCACUGCACAAGUCCUCAGAAGCAACCCAGGAGGAAAAGGAGGAGGAGGAGAGACAGCAGAGAGAGCGAGAGAGAGAGAAACAGACUGUUCCUUCCUGUCUGGUACAGCGAGGGACCACUCGUUUGCACUGUUCUUCUUCUCUUUCUUCUCUUCUUCUCUUUUAUUUUCUUUUUCUUGUGUUUUUUGUGUUCUUUUUUUUGUUUAGAGCAUCAAAUCGUAUUUAAUUUAUUUGAGUUCUCCUCACCGAACCUCAUGAAUGGACUUUUUUUAGCCAGUUUUUCUUUAUUUGAGGACCUGGAUGUGUUUACCCAACUCUCCCCGUCGCAUCGCAGCACUACGCAGGACUACAUGGCAAGGAAUUGAGAGGUGCUUAUCAUGUGCAAAGCUUUUCACACCUGUUCCAGAUUGACAGGAACUCCACAUGGCACAUGCAGUGGUUUUUUACACCAUAGAAAAGUGUGGGUUUGCCGAACCAGAGGACAACGCCCAACAUGUAGGCAUGUAGGUGGAGGCAUUCACAUGGAAAACGGCUCGUCAGCCCUUUUAACAGGCUCUCCAGAGAGAGUGUGAACGAGUGAACGGAGCCAAUGAGCUGAGAAAACGAAACGCAGGAAAGUGACAGAAGGAGUGAUUAAAUAUGAGAGUAAGUACAUGUAGAAGAAAGUGAUUCUCUGAAAGACUGAAAGCACGUUCUGGGAGAGACUGGAAAGUUUUUUUUUUUAUGUCCCUAUAAGCAAGAAAGAGAGCGAUUUUAAAGAAAAGCUUUGUCAACUCACCGCAGCUCAGCUAGGAAUUGGCUUGGUUUUGGCAUCUUAAAGAGGGGAACUCCACUGAUUUUUCCGAAUGUGAUUUAGUAUGAUUUAGUCGUUAAGAUUGAAAACAAAGUCGUUCUGAGUGGUUUGGUGUGGAAUUCUUUAUUCUAGAGAUAUUUUCUCUUUUCUACAAAGUACAGAACAGCAGUGGUGAUGGCAAGAAACCAGGAUUUUAAAAUAUAUAGCUAUUUUAUUGCAAUAUUACCUCCUAAAAUCACGACCAAUGAGCUGAUAUGUUUCUUCUGAGUUUUUUUUACAUAGCUAUAUAAUUAAUGUAAGUGAUGUAAUGUAAAGAAAAGUGGUCAAAAUUGUAAAAUUACUUAUUUUGGGGGACUAAAAAGACGGUUUUACUUUAAAUUGUAUCCUCCCUCCAAGAAUGGAUUAAAAAAAAUGUUUAAUCCAAAAAAAUGACAUUGAUAUGCCAGAAGUCACAGGAUAGUACUUUGUAAAUCGAAUAAAGUGUUACAUCAAGAGAGGGGAGAGGCGGCUUGUAAGUUAGAUUCUAGCUCUUGCGCUCAGGGAAUCAUCAGUUAAGUAAGAGUAUUUUAAUCUUAUUAUGAAUUAUGAGUGUGGCCUGAUAGUUGGUGCCAUAGAUAGAAUGGAAUGGAAUGGUUGGGUGGAUUUGACCAUUCUUAGACUCAUAGCAUCACACUUUUACCAGGAAAAACUCUUGUGAAUAGACAAGUGACUCUGCCCAAUAAUAAGGUGCUACAUCUUUAAUAAAAAUAAUACAGUAAAAAAUGGAAUUCAGGUCCAAAAAAACAGGCUCCAGUAGUUAUGUUUAAAAUGAUUUGGUGUCAGUUUACAGAUGCAAAGUGUUUAUUAAAAAAAAAAUAAAAGAUAAAAAAAAAGGUUAAGUUGAGAAUAUUUAAGAAAUAAAAAAAAGACACGAGCGCAGUGCAGAUAUGGGCAUUUCUGUACUGUCUAAAUCCACCACUGAACCUGUUUUAUUGAAAAAAAAAAAAAUAAUUAAUUUUUUGUUGGAGUCUAUUUUAAUGAUAAACACUCUGCAUCUAUCUCCAGCAUGGACUUAAUACCAGUUUUAGGCCAAAACCUUCUUAAAACAUCAAAUUAUAAAAUACUGUCCAGGCAUCAUAUAGUGUAUAUCGUCGGUUUCCAAUGAAAAACAAGAAUCUGCUUUUUUGUCGAUUUUUAGUUAUCUACGUAAUUUGAACUGACAAAUUGUCCCAAAAUUUCUUGAUGAAAGAAACCAAUAGAAGUACUUGAAAAUGACCUGAAAUAAACUCAUUUUACAUUGACUUCUAUUGUAAGUUUAGAAGUUUUUUUCUCUCUCCUGUAAAGUUGCUGUUUUGGAGAUACUUGUUUUUCAUUAGACAGUGACAUGAUACUAGUCCCAUGACAUUUGGCAUGCCAGUGUUUAUGUUGGUCUAUGUGAUGCCCUUGUUCUUCUUUUGGGACUUUUGUGAAUAAAGUCACCAAUCAAUGAAGAAUAGGGAAGAGUACAAAUACUAAAGAGCUACAUAAUUAAUUAAGUAAUGCAGCAAAAAAAUCAGCUCCAAAAACAGAUUCCAGUAGUUAUAUUUAAAAUAUUUUGGUGUCAGUUUACAGAUGCACAUUUAUUUAUUUUUUUUGAGAAUAUUCGAAAGACAAAAAUGUAUAUACAGCUCUAGAAGAAAUGAAGAGAUCACUUCAGUUUCUGAAUCAGUUUCUCUAAUUUUGCUAUUUAUAUGUAAAAUUUGAAAAAAAAAAUGAACAUUGUUGUUUUAUUCAAUAAACUACAGACAACAUUUCUCCCAAAUUCCAAAUAAAAAUAUUGUCAUUUAGAGCAUUUAUUUGCAGAAAACAAAAAAUGUCUGAAAUAACAAAAAAGACACAAAGCUUUCAAAUAACCUCAAAUAAUGCAAAGAAAACAAGUUCACAUUCAUCAUUUUCAUGCAUCUUGGCAUGUUCUCCUCCACCAGUCUUACACACUGCUUUAGGAUAACUUUAUGCCUUUACUCCUGGUGCAGAAAUUAAAACAAUUAAAGCAGUUAAGCUUGGUUUGAUGGCUUUUGAUCAUCCACCUAACUCUUGAUUAUAUUCCAGAUUUUUUUUUUUUUUUCAGUUUGGUAAAAUCAAAGAAACUCUUCAUUUUUAAGUUGUCUUAUAUAUAUAUAUAUAUA
Molecule: messenger RNA, 6893 nt
Organism: Astyanax mexicanus (Mexican tetra)
Lineage: Eukaryota; Metazoa; Chordata; Actinopteri; Characiformes; Acestrorhamphidae
Product: multiple epidermal growth factor-like domains protein 9
Exons: 6
Coding region: 154-1878 (574 amino acids)
Biological process (GO): axon guidance
Cellular component (GO): basement membrane
Molecular function (GO): extracellular matrix structural constituent
Source: RefSeq, a predicted model, not a curated record